CCCCAUAAAUUAUUUUUUCUGUUGGCGGUUAUCGGCACGUGAUCAGUUAUCAAACGUCCAGAUCCAGCUAGACGUGCUGUGCUGUACCGAGUACAACCAUAGCAACCGCCGAAACCCCGCUAGGCCUCAUUUGGCGCCUGUGUUUACUACACGGUUGAAGACUCCAGCAUUGCGCGUAACCGAGUCAAUGAUGCACGAUCAUCGAUAUCACAGUCCACGUAAUCGGGGUCUUCGGUGUAAUUGUCACAGUGCAUACGUCCACAAUCCUCACAUUCACAGAUCUUCCGGAUACCGAUGGAUCCAAACUACAAAUUUCCGGCCUCGUCCGGGGCCCCGCUCAACCAGCCGCUCAACCAGGCUUCUCCUGACAGAGUCAACCAGCAACGAUAUGAUGUAGAUACCUCAGCGAGAGUGCGCCUGUUCGACCAGGAGCAAAGUCACUCGAGGGACAGCACCGUGCACGAGAAAGCGGCAAAGUUCGACACUUUGGCCUUCCAAGGGAAGGCGCUGGAACGGAGAACAAACGAUGCGGCGCUCAAGCGCGCAAUGUUGGGACGGGAGGAGGCGGAAUCAGAGAUGCGCCGCUACAGAGAUGAGGCACGGUCAUUAAGGAAGGAAGUUCAAGAGGGUAAAGAUAGGGAGAGGAAAGUGGGAGUAAGGCUGGAAAAUGUCAUGGAAAACUAUGGUAGAGCAAAAGAGACACACGGCCACACGCAAGCAUUAUGGGAGAAGGAAAUCAGGAGGACACGAAAGGAUACCUUUAAAUCACAAUCUGUUGUCGUCAAACUUCAAGAAGAACUCAAAGCUGUGCGCACACAACUGAGGAAAUCACAAUCGGAUAUGGACGAUGAAAAAGAGCGUAGUAAUAAGAGGGAACAAGAGGCGUUCGAGGCGCGAUAUCAACUGGUGGGAUUCCAAGAGGAGUUUGCAGGAAUGGUGGAAAAAAUGAAGUUGGUGGAGCAAGAACGGGAUGCGCUGAGGACUAUCGCAAAGAAUGAGGAGGUAGCGAGGAUAGCCGCCGAGGGACAACUUCCCUUGCCAAAGCUGAGCGAAGACGACGAGUUUGCGUCUCCAAGAAAGGCGACCGCUCCUCUGCGGAGAGUGUCUGUCAUGUCUUCUCUUGCAAGCGAAGACGAAAUCGAGAACCUCAAGCGGGCUCUGGAGUGGGAACAUCAUAGGGCUGACCGAGCCUUUGACCAGGUGGAGUUUAUGGAAGUGGAGUGCCGUUUAAACUGCUGCUCAUGCAAAGUCUCCGAGAGGACGAGCAUUCCAUUGCCCGCCUUCUCUCCGAAGGCAAUGCGAACAGCCGGACUAGACACGACAAGAGAAGAACUUAUCAAACCUGAGGAAGUAACAGAGGACGAGGUCCAACCUGAAGAAUCCGAUAUAGGCCGCGCAAACGAGGCGCUUCAGCGCACAUUAUUUAUCCCCGCAGAAGGAAUAUUCCGCACUGUCUCACCUCCGCCGCAAGAAUCUCCUUGGAUCUCUCCUCCGAAGCAGUACCAGCCAUCGAGGGCCGAGCCUCUCAUCAACUUCUCCAACACCCCCAAUCGCCCCUCAUUCCACGCCAGAACCCCUUCAUGCGAACCACCCAGCGCUGCUAUCCUCCCCGAAGGCACAUCUCCCAUGUCGCUUCUCGAUGCACCACCCAGCCCCGCCGAGAGCGAGGCAACCAUCAUUUAUCGCCAGAGUCCACAGCGCAUGAGUGAGGCGCCCCAAGAGGUGCCAUCUUACCGUAACCACGGAAGGAACGAGUCCUUGGACCCAUCACAUUCUGCAAGCCCAAGGUUCUCACACAGCAGGCAACAAUCUACGGAUCGCGUGGCUCUCACCAAGAAGUUCUCCUCGCAUCUUAACAACGCCAUCAACCCAACUGUUGAAUCAUCGAGCCCAGCCCCAAUCCCACCAACUCACAUCCACGAAGAGCACUCCGAGCCAAUCUUCCACACAACCUCAACCACAACUAGAGUCCCUCUAGCACUACCAUCCGAUUCGGAUUCCACACCGAUCGAGCGCCCCUCUUCCACCCCCGCCGUCUCAUCCUCCCUCGACCCGGCGCUAAGCCCCACGAUGUCCAGAGAGGAAGCGCUGGCUAUGAUACGCGAACGCAGAGGUCGGGCAAGGAGCAUGCACCAGACGCAAGUGAGCAAGUUGAUGACUCCGAAGAAGGGUCGUGAGGUGUCCGCGCCCUUGAGCUCGGGAAUGGCGACGGCGCCUCGGAGCGCACGGAGUAUGUCAAGGGGACGGAUGAACAGGGCUUGAAGCAAUGACUCAGGAAUAUGACUGCAGUAUGGAAUUACGAAUGCUAGAGAGGCGCGAAUAUCGGUUGGUCUGGAUUUUCUGGGACGAACCGGAACGUGGGGGACGGGGUUUGGGGGCGAAAUGGAGAGGGAAGAGAGGAUUUGAAUUGAGUACCUGUUUGUUUCUAUAAGCAGCGCCGCAUAGCACUCGGUGUACGGUGUUGUCAAAAACGGUCAUAUGGUGUUUGGUGGUUGCUUGCUUUUUUUUUCGGAGUAGUUAGCUUUUUAUCAUUUUCGAUCUGGGGCGUCUAACGCCGUUCUCGUUGAGGGAAGGGCGCAUAAGGGGAGCUCUGUAGAUAAUUAGUCGCCUUAAUAACUAUGAUGUUUUUUAUUUGGUGUUUUUUGUGUCAUUGGAUCUUUUUUUGAGUUACUAAAACGGAAAGUUACGAGGGGCGGAGCUAGAGAGAAGACCGAUAAUUCCAUAUUAUCGUGACUCCGAA
This is a messenger RNA of Pseudogymnoascus destructans, 2740 nucleotides long. RefSeq lists its product as uncharacterized. The record is from RefSeq and is a predicted model, not a curated record. The coding region runs from base 295 to 2262 and encodes 655 amino acids. Lineage: Eukaryota; Fungi; Ascomycota; Leotiomycetes; Thelebolales; Thelebolaceae. The transcript has 2 exons.